UCUCUCCUUGUCCAUUCGGUAAGGAGUGCAUAGAAAACUCGACCAGGGACGAGCGAGGCUGCUUCCAACGAGGCUGCACGUGCGAGGUGAAGUGUUCACAGCGGUGUCCACUGGGAUAUCGCUGCCGACCGGGUUCCCCGAAGGACAUCGAGGGCUGCUUCCUUUAUGGAUGCAUGUGUGAGCCUGUUUCUGCUGUUCCAGCGUCAUCAAACACCACUGGGAGCGCAGCUCCAAGAGGAAGCCUGUGGCCGCUGGGAGAUGACAAAGCGCUUCCCAUAGGCGUCGGCCAAGACAACGACAGCUCUUCGUCAGACUUCCAUGACAACCGCCUCGCAAUUCCACACGUUUCUCCGCAAGGAAAUGACGAUCACCGCACCGAUGGGAGUUGGCAUGAGUCCAGCCCAAAAGAGAGCCCCAACGCAAUCAAUGCGCCUUCGGUCUCUAUAGACGUCGCCUUGGAUCUCCACAAGCCAUCGCUCGGCACUGCAGGUCCCGAAGCACCCUCUAGAGGUGUCAGUGCAACCGACGCGAAAGAUGCGCCGCUACUUAACAGCAACACCAGCUCUUCAACGCCUAGUCCUACCCAGCUCCCCAAUGUUGACAACGCGUCAGCGACAGCGUCCGUAAGUCAGAGUAGAGAGGAAAUAUCUGCUAGAACGCUGGCGACGAUCAGCGGAGACGUGUUCAACGGGUCUUUAACCGGUGCCAACGCUAACAACGGGCCCAAGGCUGCAAACGCAUCGACCCCGUUAGACGAACAAACUGACGAUGAUGAUGAUGACGAUGACGUCCCAGGCGACGUCGGGUCGGAACGUUCGGACGGCGACAGUGCGCAAAACGUGACGCUGGGAGGACGGGACGACUCGGAGAGUUCGAAACAUGAGGAGCCUGACGAUUCCAGGACCACUGACGGCGAACAGGGCUCACUAAAUCAAGGGCGAGAUUCAACAUCCAAGACCUUAGAAGACACGCUGCAAUCCAGCGCAUCAACAAUUUCAAGCCAGCAGGCAAUAGAAGGCCACAUCUCGUCUACCAGAGUGGAUCACCCAACUUCCGCUUCCAAUGCCACUGGUGAAGGAACCGCAGAUCAGCACAGCACUCCCCACUGACGGCUGUGGACGAUGGCGCCCACAAAUAAAAGGCGUCCGAA
Messenger RNA from Dermacentor andersoni, 1150 nucleotides. RefSeq lists its product as uncharacterized. The record is from RefSeq and is a predicted model, not a curated record. Lineage: Eukaryota; Metazoa; Arthropoda; Arachnida; Ixodida; Ixodidae.